Penicillium samsonianum is the source of this 543-nucleotide messenger RNA. RefSeq names its product alpha/beta hydrolase. The record is from RefSeq and is a predicted model, not a curated record. NCBI's taxonomy places the organism in Eukaryota, Fungi, Ascomycota, Eurotiomycetes, Eurotiales, Aspergillaceae. The transcript has a single exon. Gene Ontology annotation, molecular function: hydrolase activity. The coding region runs from base 1 to 543 and encodes 180 amino acids.
AUGUCUACUGUCACAUCCCCUAUGAUGUCCCGGCCCCCGUAUGACUCGGCGCUUCAAUCCAAACUCGACCCUCUCGAUCUCUCCUUCUUCGACAGCAUCGACAAGAUCCGAGCCGUCUCCUCUACACUUUCCGCCGAAACCGUCCUCGCCGGGGUUCCACACAUGGAACGCACAGAAUAUGUGGCCGAUCCUCUAGAUGGCCCAGUCACCCUCUCCGUGUUCACCAGCAUGUCAUCUACAAACCGCUCCCGACCAGCGGUGUACAUUAUCCACGGCGGCGGCCAAGUAGCUGGCAACCGAUCCAGCGCACUAGACAGCGUAAUCCGCUUAUUCGAAGGUAUUGAUAUCGUCGCAAUAUCUGUUGAAUACCGUCUAGCCCCAGAGCACCCGGCCCCAGCGGCUUUGAACGACAGCUACGCCGGGUUAGUUUGGGUAGCGGAUCAUGCAGCCGAGCUUGGGAUCAAUCCGGCGAAAAUCAUGAUUCUGGGCGGCUUCGGCGGCCCCAUCGCAGCAGGAUGCUCCCUGCUUGCGCGGCAGAACUAG